UAAACAGUACGGCCGCCAUUACUGCAUUCAGUAUUGUCAGUAACAAGAUCUAAUGAUGGACCCCCGUACCAGUGCCCAGGACGUGAUGCGAUGUGACCUGUGUGAGACCGCUGUGGUACAGAUGCACUGUGAUACAUGUCUUGUCAACCUGUGUAAGGCCUGUGUUGGAGAACAUAUCUCAACAGACGAAUCCAAGGAUCACAAAGUCGUUAAAUUUCAGUCCAGAAAAUCUACCCCCCUCUACCCAGGAUGUACAUCACAUACCAAACAACAAUGUACAAUGUACUGUAACCAAUGUGACAUUCCUGUUUGUACAAAGUGCAUUGCAUCUGGUCAACAUUUAGGUCAUGAGUUGUCAGAAAUCAUACAAAUUGCGGAAGAAAAAAAGGACAAAAUUAUCAAAGAAGUAAUUGAAUUACGUGAGACAAUUUACCCCACCUACCAGGACAUUGCCUCUGAUGUACAAAACAGAAUGAGUCAGUUAGAAAAGGAAUAUGGAGAUCUUUCAACAGCCAUAACAAAACAUGGAGAGGACUGGCACAGAGAAAUUGACAAAUUUGUCAAGAAACUUAAAGCUGAAGUUGAUGAGAUGAAAAACACACAGUUACAAACUCUACAGAAACAUCUGGAUGAAAUAAACAAGACAAUGUCUGACAUCAAGGAUGAAAUUGAUUCAACCGACAUUGCAACAGGCACUAAUGACUUGUCAAAACUAUUUAGUGUCCCACAUAGUCUAAUUAAUACAUACAGAAAUCUUCCACAAAAACUUGAACCAAUCUUACCAAAAUUCAUUCCAGGAAAAAUCCAAGAAUUAAGUAAAUUGUUUGGCGUCUUAUCAUCAAGUUCUUUAAUAUCAGAUAAACAUGGCUACAGGAUGAAGACAACCCAGAAAUCACCAGAAGCUGGAUCCUCUCCUCCAGUCAAACAGCUGCUUGAUGAACCAGAGACUGUCACCACCAUAGCCAUUGGGUAUGGACAACCUCUCAAUGUAGCCUGUCUGAGUGAUGAAGAAAUCUUGACAAGUGGACAUAACAACACCAUGAAACUCUUCAGCAUCAAUCAGGGAUCACUACUCAAGUCAAUCACAAUCGAGUUGGGGAAGCACCCAUCUGACAUAACAGUGACAAAAAGUGGAGAUCUAGUUUAUACUGAUCCUUAUGAUAGAACUGUGAACAUUGUGAAGAAUGAGAAGAUAGAGGAGGUGAUCAGACUACAGAACUGGAUACCUCACGGUGUCUGUAGUACCUCCUCUGGUGACCUCCUGGUUAUCAUGGUCAGUAAUGAUAACAAACAAACAAAAAUUGUCCGUUACUCUGGCUCCACAGAGAAACAAACCAUUCAGUUCAAUGAUCAAGGUAGACCUCUCUAUUCAUCAAAAAUUCCGGUAUUUUUUAUGUUAAUAUUCGAUAAACAUUGUUACAUAACUGAGAACAGGAACCUGGAUAUCUGUGUGUCUGACUGGAGAGCUAAUGCAGUAGUGGUGGUCUGUCAGGCCGGGAAACUGAGAUUCAGGUACACUGGACAUACUCCUACUCCAAAGAACCAACCAUUCUAUCCACGAGGAAUCACCACAGACAGUCAGAGUCACAUCCUUACAGCUGAUGAUAACAAUGAGGUUGUCCACAUCAUAGACCAGGAUGGACAGUUCCUCCGUUACAUUGACUGUGGACUGAGUGAACCCUGGGGACUGUGUACAGAUACAAAUGACAAUCUGUUGGUUGUUGAAAAUGGAAACAGAAAAAUGAAGAAAAUCAAAUAUCUGAAGUGAAAUACAUCGCUGUGUAGCAUAUAUUUAUUAAUUAUAAAUCAUCAAAUGCAUGCAGUAUCUCUGAUGUUUUAACAUACUGAAGAAUGGAGCCUAA
Messenger RNA from Saccostrea cuccullata (small rock oyster), 1862 nucleotides. RefSeq names its product tripartite motif-containing protein 55-like. The transcript is spliced from 2 exons. The record is from RefSeq and is a predicted model, not a curated record. The coding region runs from base 53 to 1768 and encodes 571 amino acids. Gene Ontology annotation, molecular function: protein binding; zinc ion binding. NCBI's taxonomy places the organism in Eukaryota, Metazoa, Mollusca, Bivalvia, Ostreida, Ostreidae.